This is a messenger RNA of Galeopterus variegatus (Sunda flying lemur), 1388 nucleotides long. It is a transcript of the gene OSCAR, whose product is annotated as osteoclast associated, immunoglobulin-like receptor. Gene Ontology annotation, molecular function: collagen receptor activity. The transcript is spliced from 5 exons. Bases 133 to 936 code for a protein of 267 amino acids. Gene Ontology annotation, cellular component: plasma membrane. Lineage: Eukaryota; Metazoa; Chordata; Mammalia; Dermoptera; Cynocephalidae. The record is from RefSeq and is a predicted model, not a curated record.
CCAGGGGCCCCCACCUCACUCCUCCCUUCCCUGAACAGGGCUCUGGCUCUGGCUUUCUGAUAUUGCCUCAUUUCUUGGGAGAGGAGGACACAGCUGAACCCUGACUCCAGUUCCGGCGGAGAACCGCAAACCAUGGCCCUGGUGCUGAUCCUCCAUCUGCUGACCCUCUGGCCACAGUGUCAUGCCAAAAUUCCUCCAUCUGUUCCCCCAGCUUUAUACCCCAAGCCAUGGCUGGGGGCUCAGCCAGCUGCAGUCGUGACCCCUGGGGUCAAUGUGACCUUGAGGUGCCGGGCACCUCAGCCCGCCUGGAGAUUUGCACUCUUCAAGCUUGGAGAGAUUGCCCCCAUGCUCUUUCGGGAUGUGUCCUCGGAACUGGCAGAGUUCUUCCUGGAGGAGGUGACUCCAGCCCAGAGAGGCAGUUACUGCUGCUGCUACCGGAGGCCAGACUGGGGGCCAGGUGUCUGGUCUCAGCCCAGCGAUGCCCUAGAACUGCUGGUGACAGACCAGUUGCCGCGGCCGUCGCUGGUGGCGUUGCCUGGGCCGGUGGUGGCGACCGGCGCCAACGUGAGCCUGCGCUGCGCCGGCCGCGUGGGGGGCAUGAGCUUCGCGCUGUACCGGGUGGGCUUGGCGGCUCCACUGCAGUACCGCGACUCCGCGCAGCGCUGGGUCGACUUCCCGCUGCUCGGCGCCCGCGCUCCCGGCACCUACAGCUGCUACUACCACACGCCCUCCGCCCCCUAUGUGCUGUCGCAGCGCAGCGAGCCGCUGGUCAUAAGCUCCGAAGACUCCGCCUCCUUGGACUAUACGCGGGGGAAUCUCGUCCGCCUGGGGCUGGCCGGCCUGGUCCUCAUCUCCCUGGGAGCGCUGAUCACUUUGGACUGGCGCAGCUGGAGCCGUGCCCCUGGUGGCGUCUGGCCCCAGGACACCUGGAUGUAGACACCUGCAACGUGAGAAGACCUUCCGGAGAGGGACGGAGGAGAAGCUGGGGUCCCUGGGGUUGGACUGGCCCUUCCCAGAGCCCUCCAGCCCUCCAGGCUUUGCCGUGCGCUGUAGCUUCCCUCUGGAUCUUCUCAGGACUCCGGUUGAGUGGAAGGUUCUCUCAGUGGUUAAGGUUUCCAAGCCAGAAGACCUGGAUUGGAAUCCCAGUGCUGGCAUUCACUCACUGGGACAUUCACAAAGUGACCUUCCUCAAACCUCGGUUUCCUUCAUUAUAAAAUGGGCUCACUGAUAAUACUCACUCCAUAGGAUUGUUGUAGAAUGAAAUGGAUAAUACCCAAAGAGUGUUUUAAAAGUGACUGUCCCGUAGUAAAUGCUCACUAAAUGUUAGCUACUGUGUAACAGCGAUUUCUACCAGACUCGCGGGAUUCAAAAGAAGUUCACACUUUUUC